UGAACUCUUACGAAACAAACUAGUGCAGCGGCUGGAAAGUAGGUACAGAGAGAUAGGGAUUCACGGGCGACACGCAUCCACAAGACUUCCCCGCACAUCGAAACGUAGGGAAGAAAUGCUCCUUUCUUUGGGCUUGACAUAAAUAUCACCUCCGGGGAACCAGUACGAGAAUAAGAUGGCCCCUAAUUCCAUCCACUGGUUCCGCAAGGGCCUCCGUCUCCAUGACAACCCGGCACUACAAGAGGCGGUCAAAGGGGCGGGCACGGUGCGCUGCGUUUACUUCCUGGACCCGUGGUUCGCAGGAUCCUCCAACGUCGGAGUCAACAGGUGGAGGUUUCUCCUCCAGUGUUUGGAAGACCUGGACGCCAGCCUACGGAAGCUUAACUCCCGCCUUUUUGUCAUCAGAGGCCAACCGGCCAACGUGUUCCCGCGGCUAUUUAAGGAGUGGAAGAUCUCGCGGCUGACCUUUGAGUACGACUCCGAGCCUUUCGGGAAGGAGAGAGACGCCGCCAUCAAGAAGCUGGCCAUGGAGGCCGGGGUAGAGGUCAACGUCAAGAUAUCGCACACCCUCUACGACCUGGACAAGAUCAUUGAGCUGAAUGGCGGGCAGCCUCCUCUCACCUACAAACGUUUCCAGACCCUCAUUAGUCGCCUCGAUCCUCCUGAGAUGCCCGUGGAGACGCUGUCGGAAUCCCUGAUGGGGCGCUGCGUCACUCCCGUCUCCGAUGACCACGGGGACAAGUACGGGGUCCCGUCCCUGGAGGAGCUGGGCUUUGACAUCGAGGGUCUGCCUACAGCUGUGUGGCCAGGAGGAGAAACCGAGGCUCUGACGAGGAUAGAGCGCCAUCUGGAGAGAAAGGCUUGGGUGGCCAAUUUCGAACGCCCCAGGAUGAACGCCAACUCGCUGCUGGCCAGCCCGACAGGCCUCAGCCCCUACCUGCGCUUCGGCUGCCUCUCCUGUCGCCUCUUCUACUUCAAGCUCACCGAUCUGUACCGAAAGGUGAAAAAGAACAGCUCCCCUCCGCUCUCUCUCUACGGCCAGCUGCUGUGGCGGGAGUUCUUCUACACGGCGGCGACCAACAACCCGCGCUUCGACAAGAUGGAGGGCAACCCCAUCUGCGUCCGCAUCCCCUGGGACAAGAACCCCGAGGCGCUCGCCAAGUGGGCCGAAGCCAAGACGGGCUUCCCCUGGAUAGACGCCAUCAUGACCCAGCUGAGGCAGGAGGGCUGGAUCCACCACCUGGCCCGGCAUGCCGUGGCCUGCUUCCUCACCAGGGGGGACCUGUGGAUCAGCUGGGAGGAAGGGAUGAAGGUCUUCGAGGAGCUGCUUCUAGACGCUGACUGGAGUGUGAACGCCGGCAGCUGGAUGUGGCUGUCCUGCAGUUCAUUUUUCCAGCAGUUUUUCCACUGCUACUGCCCUGUGGGCUUCGGCCGGCGCACCGACCCCAAUGGGGACUUCAUUAGACGAUAUUUACCUAUCCUCCGAGGUUUCCCCGCUAAGUACAUCUACGACCCGUGGAACGCCCCGGAGUCAGUGCAGGCGGCCGCCAAGUGCAUCAUCGGCGUCCACUACCCGAAGCCCAUGGUGCAUCACGCGGAGGCGAGCCGGCUCAACAUCGAGAGGAUGAAGCAGAUCUACCAGCAACUUAGCCGAUACAGAGGACUGGGCCUGCUGGCCUCUGUGCCUUCCACCAAUGGGAACGGGAACGGAGGAAUGAUGGCCUACUCUCCAGGAGAGCAGCAGCCAGGGACCAACAACAACAACAGCUCACAUUUGCCUGGAGGGUCGUCGGGGAACUCCGUUGCUACAGCUAACGGCAGCGGGAGCAUCCUACUCAACUUUGAUCAUGAAGAACAUACCGGACCCAGCAGCGCUGCACAACAGCAACGACUACAAGCACUCCCACAACAACAACAACAACAACAACAACAACAACAACAACAACAACAACAACAACAACAACAACACCAACAGCAGCAGCAUCAACAGCAUGGAUACCACUCAGUGCCAGACGCCAGCCAGACCGUCACCAACAGCCGACUCUACCACGAGUUUGCUGUGCCUCAACACCCGGGCCUCCUCUUGCACACCAGAAGCGGCAUCACAGGAAAGAGGGAGCGCGAGUCGGAACGCGAAGGCUCGGGGGAGAAAGACCACAUGACGUCGUGCUCCGUGCACAAGAUGCGGCGGCAGAGUGCAGAGACUACUUAAGAGUGGGCGUCUGCGAGACCACCUUCAAUCCACGUUGGAGUCACCACCCGGCCAGCCGCCAACGAGCGAAAAAGAGAGAGAGAGGAAAUCCCACCAUCGCCCCACCUGUCCUCCAAUCACACGCCACAGCUCCCUCAAGGGACCGCCUCCUCUUCAAACGCUGAACAUUUUAAAACUCUGAACUCUGUUUUUCAUUGCAGAAACUCCCCGGGGUGAAAACGCAAAGGUGAAAAUGUGUUUUUGUCAACACUAUUUUGUAGAGGGGGGGUUAACCAACGACCUCUGACCUCUGACCUCUGACCUCUUACAGUCGAACAAAAAAAACGCCUCAAACUUGCAGCUCGGCACAUGUUUUGUAAAAUAUGAAUAAAUAUUUUAAAAAAGAACGUUGUUGUCUUAAACUGCCACCAGCAGCAGCCGGUAUCUGCUGUGAUGUCUGACGCAGCUGCAGAUGUGAGUCGUCUUAGAUUUAGUCGCUCCAUCGUGUAAAAACAGGCGGAUGUUGGCGAGGGUUUCCAAUACGGUACAUCCAUGAUUUUCUACAUUAGCCGGACACUUCUUUACACAAAAGUGACAACUGAUGGGUUUUCUGGGAUCGUCUAUCACUGCCUGAAUGGAGCGUUUUCACAUCACUCUGUGUGUUUGUAACCCGCCAAACCAACCACAGAAACCUCUCCAUGCACUUCUUUAGUUGAAGCGCACAGUUUUACUGUUUGAGUAUUUUAAAUCACGUUUACAGGCCGUUGUUUUUGUCGCUGGCUGUCCGAACACUGCCUUUUCGUAAAUGUGGCAUUAUGGGUAAACGAGUCCUUCUGCAGCUGUAAUUGUAGUCCUGUUACUGCGACGUCCACAAGCUGAAUUUUCUUCUUAUAUUCUGUUUUCAGCAUUCGGUUCUGAGCCCUCAGUGAUUUAAACAUCGAACAUGUGAAGCGGGCUCUGAUCUGAACGCUCAGAGAGAAGUGAAGGGUUCAAUUCAUCUUUCAUUUGUUUCUGGACGUUAUAAAUCGUGCACAGAUCGUUCAAAGUCUUGAGUUCUCUUUGGCUUGACUUUGAACCCCCCCCCUCAAAGUCAAACACAUUUUCACCUUUCCGCCCCCCCCCCAUCUCGUCUAAGGAUUGGGUUUCUGUCGAAAAACAACAACGUUAUGUGGAAUAGCAGAGAGAGGAUUAACGUCUUGUCGGAACAUGGCGGCGAGGCAGGUGGCUGCAACCUCCUCUCAAAAAGGUGUACAAUACUUUUCUUUUUUUUAAGAUUUCUUAUAAAACAAAAAAAACAAAAAACUUGCUGAAGCAAAAAUGGUGGGGGACAAAAAACACACUAGAAGACAGGGGACGCCGUCUUCUCCAAGUGAGCCGAACUACUUUCUGUGAUGGAAACAGAAACCAACAUUCCCCAUGAGAGCAGCGCAGCCUCCCCGACGAAGGAUUUCUGCUCCCGAACAAGGAGUUCAACAAACAUGAACGUCGGGGAGGCUGGGUCGACAUUUUGCACAAACCAGGAAGUGAAUGGCAGAACAUUGAACUGGAUCUCAGUUGUUGCACAAACAUGAGGAAGGGUUGCAAAAUGCUCGCCACAGUUUGCGCGUCAAAAGGAGGAGGAGGAUUGUGCAACAGCGCUGGACAGAUAAAGACGGUGUCUUAUUUUUUAGUUUCAGUCCCCCUCUCUCUCCACUGUCACCUUUUCCUGCUGGUGAGAAGAAUUCAGUCAAUGUUGAAGCGGAGAAUGUAUGAAUCCCUUUGUAAAAUACACCCAUGCCCAUGUUUUUAACACGCACACGCACACGCACACGCACACACAAUACAACGUUUACAGAUAAAACAUGAAACUCAAAACACAUUUAUCCUCACUGGAAUCUGACAAACACACCAGUUCCUUCAUUCUGAUCUGUCCUCCUGUCUCUAUCUUUGUAUUAUAUUGUCGUUUAUUUUUUUUAUUCUUACUAUGUGGAGAAGGAUCCAAAGUAACCGUUUGAAGUUUUACCUUGAGAUGAAAACUUGUUCGCAGCUGGAUAUUUUUUUAGCAGCACACAAAGACAGAGUCACACGACAUCACAUACGAGACACAGACAUGAAAAACAUAACUUUAAAGCUUCUCUCUGAAGUCUGCCCGGUUACACGUUAUAAACACAGAUUUGAAGCAGAUCAGAGGGUAGAGGCUCUGUAUGUUGGGGGGUUAUGAGUGCAAACACACACACACACACACACCCACACACACACACCCACACAAGAUUGUUUUCAUGGGAAACUCCUGAAACACACGCAGCUACAAAUACCUGAAAAACCCUGAUCAAAGCGUGGAGAUGUAGAGACAUGUUUAAACGAAACCCAUAUUACACACACUCACACCCUAUUCCUCACAUACACACACAUCACGUUCCUCACAUACACACACACACAUGCGCUCACACACACACACACACACACACAUGCGCACACACACACACACACACACACACACACACAGACAUGCACACACACUAAGCCUUCUUAAUGGUCAUACAGGAGAGUUUCUUGCAGUCUGCUUAAAGCCUCAAUCUGCAUUUAGAAUCUAUAAAAGCAGUUUAACUGCUCUGUAAAAAAAAAUAAACAAACACUAAUUUCUGCAAACGGUUGAACAAUGAUCGGCUUCUUUUUUUUUUUUUUUUCAAGCUGUACAUUUUGUAUUGACCCGUGUUUUGAGAGCCAUGCUCCAAAGGAGGAGAGGAUUCUGAAAGGGUGCCUCGCUGACCUCAUGUUGAACACUUCUUUCUCACUGUUUGUAGAUUCUGUAAAAAAACAAAUCCACUCAAAUCAAAGAGUACAGGCAGAUCUGUAGCCCGCUUUCUGAUGUGAAAUUUAACACUCACGACACCAAAUCAAAGAUGUAAGACUCCCAGCAUUGACCUAAUCAUCAUUUACACACUUCUUGGGUUUGUUUAUUCUCCUGUAUUGAAUUGAUAUUGACUUUUUUUUGUUAUGCAACGCUUGCAGAUUGGGGCUGUAGGUGUGAAUGACGUUUUUUUCAGUGGAGCCGAGAUGACUCAGUACUUUUGAUCACCUCAUGCUGCCCUCUGCGUCAGGAGAAAUGAUACUUCAAACGGGGGGAGUUGGAGAUGGAAAAAGUAUUGUAUUGUUUCUGUAUUAUAUUUCUGUCAUUGUUAGUUUUUUUCCAUCACAAUGGAGGAGGGGAAAAAACAAGUUGAACCAAGUUUUUUUUUUUCUUUUAUUCCUCGCUUUAUUUUUGUCCGUUUCGCUUCGUUUUUCGCCUCAGGCGACAUGAAGGUGAGAACAGAUGCCAUCUAUCAUCUCUGUUCUGUCAACGCUCUGUCUCUCCUUGUGUUGUGCUUGAUCAAGUUCAUGACAGGAAAAUAAUAAAAAAAUUGUUACAAUUUGA
Labrus bergylta (ballan wrasse) is the source of this 5585-nucleotide messenger RNA. RefSeq names its product cryptochrome-1. Gene Ontology annotation, molecular function: DNA binding; FAD binding. The record is from RefSeq and is a predicted model, not a curated record. Gene Ontology annotation, cellular component: cytoplasm; nucleus. Lineage: Eukaryota; Metazoa; Chordata; Actinopteri; Labriformes; Labridae. Gene Ontology annotation, biological process: entrainment of circadian clock by photoperiod; circadian regulation of gene expression; negative regulation of DNA-templated transcription.